AUGAAAUUCGUCCUAUUUCUUCUCUUUUGCUCUUUGAUAUUGGUCGGAAACGGAAAAAGAUGUCUCCUACCAAUCCAAGAAGGGCCUUGUAGAGCUCUAAUCCAGCGAUGGGCAUAUAACACAACGUUAAGAUCAUGUUUUGAGUUCUUUUACGGAGGAUGUCGUGGGAACAGAAACAACUUUGUGGAUAAAAAAGGAUGCGAGCAAAGGGUGGAAAAGAAGAUAAAAAGGCAGAGCGAAAUCCGUCAGUUUGAGUUCAUCGUAGAAGAGUACACGUUCAUCGAUCACUCACUAUUCGGUCGAUUAGAAUAG
This is a messenger RNA of Necator americanus (New World hookworm), 312 nucleotides long. RefSeq lists its product as uncharacterized. The coding region runs from base 1 to 312 and encodes 103 amino acids. Gene Ontology annotation, biological process: transforming growth factor beta receptor signaling pathway. Lineage: Eukaryota; Metazoa; Nematoda; Chromadorea; Rhabditida; Ancylostomatidae. Gene Ontology annotation, molecular function: serine-type endopeptidase inhibitor activity; transforming growth factor beta binding; receptor antagonist activity. The transcript has 4 exons. The record is from RefSeq and is a predicted model, not a curated record.